Molecule: messenger RNA, 1092 nt
Organism: Neopsephotus bourkii (Bourke's parrot)
Lineage: Eukaryota; Metazoa; Chordata; Aves; Psittaciformes; Psittacidae
Gene: CIST1
Product: colon, intestine and stomach enriched 1
Exons: 4
Coding region: 20-1069 (349 amino acids)
Source: RefSeq, a predicted model, not a curated record
CGGUGCCCGGUGCGGUGGCAUGGCCCGGUGCGCGCUGCGCCUCCUGCUCUGCUGCGCCGCUGCCCUGCUGGCUGCAGAUACAGCCCAUGGCCACAGUACUGGCUCAGGGACAGAAGUGUCACCAUCCCCAUCCAGUUCAGUCACAGCCACCAGCCUGGGGACACCCGAUGGGUCUCCAUCUGUUUCUGGCACAGGGACUGCUGAUGUGUCUCCAACCAGCAAAGCAGCAGCAUCUACACCACCUCCUCCCAGCCCAGGCACUGCAGUGUCCCCAUCCAGCACGCCGGCCUCAACGGUGCUUGAGGCACCUUUUUCUGACCCAGCUGCAACAUCAGAUCCAGCAGCACCAACAUCUUCAUCCCACCCAGACACAGCAUCGUCUCCCUCUGGGAUAACGGGAUCACCAGGAGCUCUGACAAACCCAUCCAGCACAACCAUGGCACCAUCUCCAUCCAGGACACCAGGCUUGGUGGAAGCAACAUCUCCAUCCAACACAACCAUGGCCCCGUCUCCAUCCAGGACACCGGGCUCGGUGGAAGCAACAUCUCCAUCCAACACAACCACGGCACCAUCUCCAUCCAGGACACCGGGCUCGGUGGAAGCAACAUCUCCAUCCAACACAACCACGACACCAUCUCCAUCCAGGACACCGGGCUCGGUGGAAGCAACAUCUCCAUCCAACACAACCAUGGCACCAUCUCCAUGCAGCACGGCCGUGCCCAGCUCUACAGCCACAGGGCAUCCCCCCAGCUCCACGGCAGCACCAGCCCCAUCCUCACCCGGGUCCUUCAAGCCCUCUCCCGCUCCCAGCUCACCCGCAAUGAGCCCCGGUCCCACCAGCACCAGAACAGCACCAGCCAUGGGCACCAGCGCUGUGGUUGGCAGCUCCGCGCAGCCCCCCACCAAACCCAGCCCUGCCGUGGUCUCCAUCAUCUGCCUCUUCAUCUGCCUGCUGGUGGCGGGAGCAGCGCUGAUGCUGGUGCGGCUGUCCCGGCGCAGGACCCCCCAGUUCCAACACUUGGACGAGGUGCCCAUGAGCAACCCAGGUGACCCCCCCGCUGCUCAAUAAAGAAGCUGCUGCCUUGGCUCUGG